GAGGCGUACUCCAUAGCUCGUCAGUUUAACCUGGUUCCUCCGGUGUGUGAACAGGCUGAGUAUCAUUACUUCCAGAGAGACAAGGUGGAGCUGCACCUGCCGGAGCUCUACCACAAGAUAGGGGUCGGAGCCAUGACCUGGUCUCCGUUAGCCUGCGGUCUGCUGACAGGGAAGUACAACGAGGGGGUCCCCGAGAGCUCCAGGGCCGCCAUGAAGGGUUAUUCGUGGCUGAAGGAGCGUCUCUGCAGCGACGAGGGGAAGAAGCAGCUCAGUAAAAUCAAAGAGCUCCACCUGCUGGCCGACAGACUGAACUGCACUCCUGCUCAGCUCGCUAUAGCCUGGUGUCUCCGCAGUGAAGGCGUCAGCUCGGUUCUUCUCGGAGUCUCCAACACAGAACAGCUGCUGGAGAACCUCGGCUCCCUCAGGGUUCUGUCUCAGCUGACUCCGCCCCUCAUCGCAGAGAUGGACGCGUUGCUCGGCAACAAGCCGCGAGGCACCAAGAAGGAGGCGCGGAGCUGAGGAGGAGG
Messenger RNA from Lates calcarifer (barramundi perch), 527 nucleotides. RefSeq names its product voltage-gated potassium channel subunit beta-3-like. The transcript is spliced from 5 exons. Gene Ontology annotation, molecular function: potassium channel regulator activity; transmembrane transporter binding. Gene Ontology annotation, biological process: potassium ion transport; transmembrane transport; regulation of potassium ion transmembrane transport. NCBI's taxonomy places the organism in Eukaryota, Metazoa, Chordata, Actinopteri, Centropomidae. Gene Ontology annotation, cellular component: membrane; voltage-gated potassium channel complex. The record is from RefSeq and is a predicted model, not a curated record. The annotation marks the transcript as partial.